Molecule: messenger RNA, 1962 nt
Organism: Pieris rapae (cabbage white)
Lineage: Eukaryota; Metazoa; Arthropoda; Insecta; Lepidoptera; Pieridae
Gene: XRCC1
Product: DNA repair protein XRCC1
Exons: 10
Coding region: 177-1808 (543 amino acids)
Biological process (GO): double-strand break repair via nonhomologous end joining; base-excision repair; single strand break repair
Cellular component (GO): nucleus
Molecular function (GO): damaged DNA binding
Source: RefSeq, a predicted model, not a curated record
AAUUGUGACUUGGCUAAGAAGUCUCAUUGCCGGGUCCCCGGCCAUAACAUAACAAUAAUUAUUAACAUCUUACACAUUAUAAUACACAUUUUUAUUUACUUAGAGAUGGUUAAAUGUCGAUGAUUUAAAUCUGGUAAUAGUAAAAAAAACAAAACUUGGAUUUCGCAAGAGGAGAAAUGCCUAGAGUGAAAAUUGAUUAUGUUGUUAGUUUUAGCAAUGAAGAUCCUGGAAACCCAGCAAGUAAUCUUCUGGUUCCAGACAUCACCAAAAGGAAAUGGCUCUGCCAAAAGGGAGAAACAAUCUGCUCAGUUGUUCUUCAAUUGGCCAAAGCUGUUCAGAUCCAGUCAGUUCACAUUGGAGCUCACCAUACGGCAUUAGUUGAAGUAUUGGUUGGACUUUCAGAAAAACCUAACGAUCCGUUUGAGGUCUUAGUCCCAAGCUGUGUGUUCGUCUCGGCCAGUGAGUCCCGCAGAGGGUCAGGCGUGGAUCGCGUCAGGACCUUCUCCGGCGAUCAGCUGAGCUCCACACGACUGCGGCCCUGGGACAGACUGCGGGUGGUGUGUUCACAGCCUUACAACAAGCACUGUCAGGUGACGCACAGAUUAUAUGGCCUUUCCUUUGUCCACGUGUUCUCCCCCGAGGAAGUCGCCAAGACCGCCGGGGGCAGAGGGCCCGCCGUUGCUCUGCCUCUGGAGACCACCUCCGAUGACGAAGACACGUUCCGGCCCGGAGAGCUGUUCGCGCGGCAUCGCCCUCCCACCUCGGCCGCCGCCCUCGCCAUCGAUGCCAAAAUAAGACAAGCGUCGUCCAACGUGCUCAAAAACAUCUCUGACCCGUCGACCAGCUUGAGCAAAGUCCCGGUCGGUGCAACCACCUCAGGGCGAGACUGCAGAGAUGCUUCCGUGGCUGGCGAUCGAAACUCUAGUCCUUCUCACAAUAAUCACGAAGAAAACAGUAAAAAGAGGAAGAGAGAGUCGUGUGAUAAAAGAGAAGACAGAGACAGCAAAAAGAACGCCCCAAACAAAGAAACAGACAAUAGUAAGCUUUCUCCCAAACGUGCCGUGGCUGAGAGAGAGAAUGCAACGACGGACGCCUGCGGCAUCCUGCGGGGCGUGGUGUUCACUCUGAGUGGCUACCAAAAUCCCCGGAGGGGGCUCCUGAGGGACGCGGCUCUGAGCCUGGGUGCGCGGUAUCAGCCCGACUACACGCCGCGCUGCACGCACCUCGUAUGCGCGUUCCCCAACACGCCGAAGCUCCGAGCGGUGCGAGCGAGCGGCCAGGCGUGCGUGGCCGUGCGCGGAGAGUGGCUCGAGGACUGCGCCCGCUCUCGCCGUCGGUUGCCUUGGAGGCCUUACGCGACGGAGCCCCGGCCGCCGGACGUCGCCGACCCCGCCGAGGCGGACGAGAGCUCCGGGUCCGACACGGAAGACGAGAUAGAGCGCGUGAUCCGAGCGAAGGGCGACGUCGACGAUGACGUCACCCGCCUCGGCUCCCCGCCGCGCCGACGACGCUCGCGGCUCUCGCCCGACAAGCUGCUGAGCGACCGCUUGGAGGGAUGGACGUGCGGCGUUUGCGAUGGCCUUCCCGAGUCGCGCCGGGCCCUGCUGGAGCGGUACCUGCGGGCGUCGGGAGCGCACGUGGCACCGGAGGGGCGGGCGUCGCACGUGCUGUGUCAGGGCGGACACGCGCGGGAUCGGCACGGUACGGCCGUACCCCUGCGGCCCGCCUGGCUCUGGGACGCGCAUCGCCUGCGGGCGGCCCCCGACCCCCUUCGGUACUCGCUCUGUCGCGAUCCAUCGUCCGACUGAAGCACCGAUCGUCUCGAAUUAAACGUUGCCCACGGAUGAAAAACCUCUUUUAAUGAGAACACGACGUCGCCCCUAUCUCGUCUUAGUUACGUUCGGAAGAUGUGACUUAGCCAGUAUUUCUUCAUGUAUUUCGUGGACACGUCUGCGCGCACAA